Molecule: messenger RNA, 1389 nt
Organism: Haemonchus placei
Lineage: Eukaryota; Metazoa; Nematoda; Chromadorea; Rhabditida; Trichostrongylidae
Source: the annotation of a GenBank genome assembly
AUGAUGAAGUAUGCGAUUUUGGACUCAGUUACAGCAUGGGAUUGGGAAGCGACGGCACGUGGUUUCGGAAUUUCCUACGUAACAUUAGGAACUCUGGCAAUCGUGCUGAAUUCGAUUUUUCUCUAUUCACUUUUGGCAAGACGACGAAAAGCCUUUUCACAUGCGUUCUACAUAAUGAUACUCGAUUUCACCAUUAUCGAUACUAUCAAAGGUGUUUCGUCGAUUCUGUAUGCUAUUAAACUAUUGAAAACCGAUCUGAACUCGGAUCAAUCAUUAUUAUCGAUUCGAGUCGAUCAGUACAGUGGUGUGCUGUUACGUUUCGCAAAUUUGGCUACAAUAUUAAAUCUGUUGAGUAUUACCUUGAAUGAAUACGUGUAUAUUUGUUAUCCAUUGCGUUAUUCAACUUUAGUCACAAGGAAACGGGUUGUCCUGGUUAUUUUGUGUAUCUGGAUAGUAUCUUCAUCAAUGACUUUUGCCAAUAUGGUUGCUGGUAUUCAGAAUCGUAGUUUAUGGAUUGACGAUGAAUGUACCCAGGAUGCAAAUUCGACUGCAUCGUGUGUACAUCGCCUGCAAUCGUCAAGCUCAGCACAUUUCGUCUAUCACUUGGGUCUGGUCGUUUUCUGUGUUCUUUGUCUGGCCGUUACCGCCUAUUCCUACAGUAUCCUUCUGAGAGUUGUAUCAGGAGUUGUGAAAGCUGAAAUGAAACAGACGGCUGAAUUGGAGACUCUCAAAGAGCGAAUCGACGACGGUAACUAUUUCCAGAGUUUUCGAAAAAAAAAUGCAAAUACGACUUCAUGCAUACUUCAGUGUGAUGAAGUACAUUUGAGGGACAUCACUGAGCUAAUUUCUUCCUAUCCAGCCCAUAAAAGACUCCAUAUGAGUGAACGACGUCUAGAUGAUAAACAUGUGAUGAGGCGACAUAAAUACGUAGUUGUCAUCGGUACUGUUAUCGGCGUCUAUUCGGCUUAUCUGACAGCUUACGCCACUAUACAAGUAUUACAGCUUGUCAAUAUCAGCGAAAAUUCAAGCCGAUUCCGUCGACGAGAAACUGUCUACUUGAAAUACAUAUGUUAUUUGUGCAUUUCACUUCAUUCUCUUCUUCAGCCCCUCUGUUAUCUUCGUAUGAGGGAAUUUAGACAAUUAUUAAGAAGGGCGUUAUGUGGUCGAACAAAUCAGGAACAACACACAAAUGAUCACUACUACACGACGAAUACCACAAAAGAUAUGCUCGUUGGAAAGCAAUUCUCUAGCGAUCACUUGCUCAACAGUCAGCUGCGAGUCGUCGACAGGUUCGAGCUCUUUUGGCUUCAACUUCGAUUUGGAAACGGCAAUCUUCUAAACGAGUUAAAUCUCGUAAACGGUUAUCGGAAUUUGCUGAAAAACAGAUGA